AUGGAUCAAAUUCAAGCUCCUGUGGUGGCGAAGAAGCGUGUGUUCCUAACAAGUAGGAACAGGUAUUCGAUGGAUUUGGCACGCCGAACACAAAAAUCCAUGUGGUGGAUUUUGCGUAACGCAUUGGAAGCAGCGGCGGUUUUGGCCGUUGUUGUAGUGCCUUGUGCGCUAAGCAUCACCAGCCUACGGCGCAAGACCGUAUGGCGCAUUCCCAUUUGGGAAUGGGCAAUGGCAUUGCUUCUAACCGCAACUUCAAGGCGCAUCAUUUUUGUGGAAGUGACAAUCUUCGGUCUUCUCCUUAGGCGGAUCUUCACGUCAAAGCCGCGAGUGGUGUACGUCGUGAGUGAGGGGUCUCAACGACGAUGCACGGUCGUGGAUAACAACGUAGCCAUGUCUUAUACUAAUCUCGGAGAAAGCCACAAAGGAGCAAAACCAAGUCCUUCUUAA
Messenger RNA from Microthlaspi erraticum, 447 nucleotides. NCBI's taxonomy places the organism in Eukaryota, Viridiplantae, Streptophyta, Magnoliopsida, Brassicales, Brassicaceae. The record is from the annotation of a GenBank genome assembly.